Messenger RNA from Pseudomassariella vexata, 1278 nucleotides. Its product is annotated as 40S ribosomal protein S6-B. Gene Ontology annotation, molecular function: structural constituent of ribosome. Lineage: Eukaryota; Fungi; Ascomycota; Sordariomycetes; Amphisphaeriales; Pseudomassariaceae. The record is from RefSeq and is a predicted model, not a curated record. Gene Ontology annotation, biological process: translation. The transcript is spliced from 4 exons. Gene Ontology annotation, cellular component: ribosome. Bases 88 to 807 code for a protein of 239 amino acids.
AUUCUCUCUCGUGCCUCCCUCAGAGAUUCGACCUCAUCCACCGUUUCGACAACUAACCACCAGGUCGACCAGCCCAACACCGCCGAGAUGAAGUUGAAUAUCUCGUACCCUGCCAAUGGCAGCCAGAAGCUGAUCGAGAUCGAAGAUGAGCGAAAGCUCCGAGACUUCAUGGAGAAGCGUAUGGGCGCUGAAGUCCCCGGCGACAACCUCGGCGAUGAGUUCAAGGGCUACAUCUUCCGCAUCACUGGCGGCAACGACAAGCAGGGUUUCCCGAUGAAGCAGGGUGUCAUGCACCCCACCCGUGUCCGACUCCUCCUCUCCGAUGGCCACUCCUGCUACCGUCCCCGCCGUACCGGUGAGCGCAAGCGAAAGUCUGUCCGCGGCUGCAUCGUCGGCAUGGAUUUGUCUGUGCUCGCUCUCGCGGUCGUCAAGCAGGGUGAUAACGACCUCCCCGGCCUGACCGACGUCGUCCACCCCAAGCGCCUCGGCCCCAAGCGUGCCACUAAGAUCCGCCGAUUCUUCGGCCUCAGCAAGGAUGACGAUGUCCGCAAGUACGUCAUUCGCCGAGAGGUUCAGCCCAAGGGUGAAGGCAAGAAGCCUUACACCAAGGCCCCCAAGAUCCAGAGACUGGUUACUCCCCAGCGUCUCCAGCACAAGCGCCACCGCGUCGCACUCAAGCGCCGCCAAUCCGAGAAGGUCAAGGACGAAGCAAACGAGUACGCCCAGCUCCUCGCCAAGCGUGUCUCCGAGGCACGUGUCCUGAAGGCCGAUGCUCGCAAGCGUAGAGCAAGCUCCAUGCGCAAGUAGAUGUCUGUUCCUGCAGGCGUUUGGUCAGGUGUGUCUUCUGGUUCUUGCAUUGGGGAAUGAACAUGGCAAACGGCAUUUGCUAUCGUGGCUAGUAUUAGUAAGCUCAGGUGAAUGAAUGAGCAGUAUCUAGAUCACGAGGUGUAUUCUCGGCAUGAAAAUAGGACGGUUAAGAUUCCCAAGAUAACUUCCUGAGCCCAUCUCUGUCGUGACAAGAAGCUGGUUCAUGACAAAUCGUGGCCGAUGUAUUUGAAUCCAACAGUCCACCAAAACACCUCGCAGCUGACAACUAAGCUCUGCGCCGGUCAACACGGGGACAUUGUCUAGGAAAUGUACUUGAGGGAAGGGAUCUCUUCUAUUUCCAACCUGAGCACCGUUCCAAAGCACCAUGUUCCCAAGCUGGAGUGGUGCUUCUCACACAGAAGAGUACGAACCUGUUAUUAUAGAAGUCAUAUCAAUCCAAGUUGUAUUUGC